UGGUCAUGUGAAGCGAGAGGCGGGCAUUUACCGUUUGAAUGAUGUAUCAAUGGAAUUCAAAGGCCACUUCAAUAUUGAAGCAUCAGCAUAAAUGUUGAGUCUGACUUGUACACGAGCGCUUCAAAGAUGGAUGAAAAGAAAAUCAUGUGCAUCGGUUUAGUAUGCUUAGAUAUUAUUAGCGUUGUUGACAAAUAUCCGGAGGAGGAUACUGAUACAAGGUGUUUGUCUCAAAGAUGGCAGCGAGGUGGCAAUGCGUCAAACUCUUGCACUGUACUUUCCCUACUAGGAGCACGUUGUGCUUUUAUGGGUUCUCUAGCAGCUGGUCAAGUGGCAAAUUUUGUUUUGAAUGAUCUCCAGAAGUACCGGAUUGAUGUCAGUCACAUGAUUCAGCAUUUGGAUUGUUCCUUAUCAUCCUCUGUAGUGAUUAGCAAUGUGAGUAAUGGGAGCAGAACCAUACUACAUAAUAGCAGCUUCAUUGUGGAUGAUUUCACAGCUCGUGGUGUGGACAUUUCUUCUGUGGUAUGGCAGAAUGAAGGAGUGACUCCUUGUGCCUGCUGCAUUGUCUGUUCCAAUGAUGGCUCUCGUACAGUAUUAUUAUAUGACACCAAUCUUCCGGAUGUCACUGCUGAAAAUUUCAAGACAGUAGAUCUUUCAGACUACAAGUGGAUUCAUGUUGAGGCAAGAAAUGCAAAUGAGCAAGUGAAGAUGAUAAAAAGAAUAGAACAGUAUAAUGACAUGAUGGCAGCUGGUCAAAAAAUUACUGUAUCUGUGGAAAUUGAGAAAACAAGGGAUGACUUGUAUCAACUUUUUUCUUAUGGCGAUGUGGUUUUUGUUAGUAAGGACGUGGCUCGAAAGUUUGGGUUCAAUUCUCCAUCUGAAGCGCUAAAGGGCUUAUAUAGUAAAGUAAAAAAGGGAGCAAUUCUGAUAUGUGCCUGGGCAGAGAAAGGGGCUGAUGGACUAUGUUCUGAUAAUAAGAUAGUUCAUUCAGAUGCCUUCCCCCCAGAAAAAAUAGUGGACACCCUGGGAGCAGGGGAUACUUUCAAUGCUUCAGUUAUUUUUGCUUUAUCCAAUGGGAAAAGUCUUCAAGAAGCAUUAACCUUUGGCUGUAAAACUGCUGGAAAGAAGUGUGGAUUACAUGGAUAUGAUGGCAUUGUUUAAGUAAAGAGGUUCUUCCUGAACUAAGAAUGAAUAAAUGGGGCAAUAUUUCCAACACUAUAAAGAAAGAGCGUGGUGGUCUUAUAUGUUUUGCCACAUUUGUAUCAUUUUUGAAUUUGCUAAUACAAAUUGGCAUUGCCUAAUUUUUUUUAUCACUUUUAAUUGCAAUUCAUGUAAUUUUAAAGUUCUGGUAUUUGAAAAUAUAUAGGCUUUACUAGUAUACAUUAACAGAAGAAAUUUCAUGUUUCAAGUAUGUCUCCAGCUGCAGGAGUCAUCUGCAUUUAUGGUUGUAUGCUAAAUUAUUUUAAUUUAAAGACAAAUAGCUCAAUAAAUUUUAUUUAAUUUGAAAAAA
Molecule: messenger RNA, 1507 nt
Organism: Polypterus senegalus (gray bichir)
Lineage: Eukaryota; Metazoa; Chordata; Cladistia; Polypteriformes; Polypteridae
Gene: khk
Product: ketohexokinase
Exons: 9
Coding region: 127-1158 (343 amino acids)
Biological process (GO): fructose metabolic process
Molecular function (GO): ketohexokinase activity
Source: RefSeq, a predicted model, not a curated record